UCCACCAUUAUUUUUCUCUGUCACAUCACCAUCUCUCUCUCUCAUUAGUUUUUCUAAGCAUUUGGUGGGUUUUGGUGGGGUCUUUAGAUUGGUUUUUUCCUCCAAAUUCCACCAUUUUCCCAUAGGAAACAAGUUGUAAAAAAGAGGGUCUUUUCAUUCUCAUCUCUGUUCCUGAAACCCAUGAUGUCCAUCUUGAGCAAAUCCAACAGUAUGGGCAGUCCCUCUUUCCAUGAAUUGAAGAAACAAGCUUCUUUCUUUUUCAAGGAGAAAAUCAAGACUGCCAGAUUAGCCCUCACAGAUGUCACCUCUGCUGAACUAUUGACUGAAGAAGCAAUCAGUGGAAACCCUGAUGCCAGGACUUUGAGUUCCAUUUCCAAGGCAGCUUUUGAGCUUGAUGACUACUGGAGAAUUGUAGCAAUUCUCCACAAAAGAUUGGUGAAAUUUGAAAAGAAGCAUUGGAGACUUUCCUACAACUCUCUCAUCAUUCUUGAACAUCUCUUGACUCAUGGACCAGAGAGUGUAGCAGAGGAGUUUGAUGAUGACAAAGAUGUUAUUACCCAAAUGGGAAGGUUCCAAUAUGUAGAUGAAAAAGGCUUCAAUUGGGGCAUUUCAGUUAGAAAGAGAUCAGAGAGGAUAUUGAGCCUGCUUGAAAAAGGGUCUCUUCUCAAAGAGGAGAGGGAGAAGGCUAGAAAGUUGACAAGAGAGAUUCUAGGAUUUGGAAGCUUCUCAUUGAGAUCAAAGUCUCCAGGAAUUCUGGUAGAAUCUUCUCAAUCCAUUGGAAGAUAUGGGAAGUGCAAUUCCAACUCCAACAUUCAGGACAAUCUUGAUCAAGAACAUGAUCGGGUCCUGUCUGAUCAAAAGGCAACAAAUCCACAGGGAAACCAAGAAGCUUUGGCUCAUGUAGUAGAUAGCCAGGAGAUCGAAAUGCCCGAAACUCGAGAAAGCGUCAAAGAAAACUUGGUUCCAAACAAGGAAGAGUUGCAUAGAUGGGAUAAUGGUGUGGGCGAGUCGAACCCGCUUUUGAGUGGUAAAAGAGAGGAGUUCAUGGAUGGAACUUCAGCUGAUGACUAUCAUCAUCCUUUCAUCGAUGCCGAACCCGAAACGAAUGCCUCAUUCCUUUCUGGAUAAAGAUAGAGGAAUAGGAUUUCUUUUGAGUUCUACUCAUGAUUCAAUGUUAGAGGUCAAAAAGAAGGCUAAAAGUUUAGCAUCUCUCGGUAUCAAGAUUAGAACUGUUUGUGACAUUUGUAAGAAACUUGCAUGUUUUAUGUUGAACUUUUCCCUUUUGACACUCAAAAUGACAGAAAAAUUCAUUUAUACAAUGAAAUGUUUGA
Molecule: messenger RNA, 1331 nt
Organism: Momordica charantia (bitter melon)
Lineage: Eukaryota; Viridiplantae; Streptophyta; Magnoliopsida; Cucurbitales; Cucurbitaceae
Biological process (GO): endocytosis
Cellular component (GO): plasma membrane; clathrin vesicle coat; endosome
Molecular function (GO): phospholipid binding; clathrin binding
Source: RefSeq, a predicted model, not a curated record